CACGCCCUCCCGGGCGCCAUGCUGGCCGCUCGCUGCGCGGCCCUCGCGGGGGGGCUGCGGGUCCUGGCGCGGCCGUGGCUGCGGGGGUUCGGCGCCCUGGCCCAGGCGCGCGCGGCUGGCUCGCUCGGCGUUGGGCACCCGCGGCCUUCGGUCGGGCCGGAACCGCGCAGGCGUCGGCUCGGCCUAUCGGCCGCUGCGGUGGUGAACUCGGCGCCCCGCCCCCUGCAGCCCUACCUGCGCCUCAUGCGGUUGGACAAGCCGAUCGGAACCUGGCUGCUGUAUCUGCCAUGUACUUGGAGCAUUGGGUUAGCAGCUGAACCAGGUUGUUUUCCAGAUUGGUACAUGUUAUCCCUCUUUGGCACUGGAGCUGUUCUGAUGCGUGGAGCAGGCUGUACUAUUAAUGACAUGUGGGACCGGGACUAUGAUAAAAAGGUUAUAAGAACAGCAAAUCGCCCAAUAGCUGCUGGAGACAUUUCAACUUUUCAGUCCUUUAUUUUCCUUGGGGGACAGCUGACCUUGGCACUGGGCAUUCUUUUGUGUCUGAAUUACUACAGUAUAGCUCUGGGAGCAGCAUCCCUGCUUCUUGUCAUCACCUACCCACUAAUGAAAAGAAUUACAUACUGGCCUCAAUUAGCCCUAGGGUUGACUUUUAAUUGGGGAGCAUUACUUGGAUGGUCUGCUAUCAAGGGCUCCUGUGAUCUAUCUAUUUGCCUGCCUCUUUAUUUUUCUGGAAUUAUGUGGACUCUAAUAUAUGAUACUAUCUAUGCCCACCAGGACAAAAGAGAUGAUGCUCUGAUUGGUCUUAAGUCCACGGCGCUGCGGUUCCAGGAGAACACCAAGCAGUGGCUCAGUGGCUUUGGUGUGGCGAUGCUGGGGGCGCUGAGCCUGGUGGGAGUGAAUAGUGGUCAGACUGCACCCUACUACACUGCUCUUGCUGCUGUAGGAGCCCAUCUGGCACACCAGAUUUACACUCUAGACAUCCACCGACCUGAGGAUUGUUGGGAUAAAUUUACCUCCAAUCGAACAUUGGGACUAGUGGUUUUGUUAGGGAUUGUCCUUGGGAAUUUGUGGAAGGAAAAGAAGACAGAUGAAGCAAAUAAAAGUAUAGAUAGAAUAGAAAAUUAGCAAAGGACAUUGAUCUAGGAACCUUUAAAACAAACUUUUGCAAAACACUCUCAGGUCUUGUUACCACAUAAUUAGAUUUGAAUAAGCAGUCUUGCAAUAUGUUAAAGAGUUAAGAACCAGGAAAUCAGAUGUAGACCAUAUUUGCCUGGAUUUAGUUUAAGUGUUAUCUAGCAAAAUCCUUCCCCUGUCUCAUCCUGUAGGAUUUGAGUGACCUUGAAUAUUUAAGUUGAUACAUUCUUCUGCUCAUUGUGAUUCCCAUCUGCAGUUACAGGAAUGGUAUGAGUUUGGGCACUUUAAAAGAUGCCUGAUUUAUAUCUCAUCCAAAUGAAUGAAUGUAGGAAAACGGACCUUAAUUUUAGGGAAAAAUUAAAGCUGCUAUAGAAAGUUGAGGUUUAUUGUUUUUGUUGUAACCUUUACUUACUGCCAGAAGCUGUAAUUGAGGAAACCAUUCUCUGUUUUAUAUUUUAGGAUAAUUUAAGUAAGUAAAUAAAAAUUUUUAUCUACUGUA
Molecule: messenger RNA, 1633 nt
Organism: Canis lupus familiaris (dog)
Lineage: Eukaryota; Metazoa; Chordata; Mammalia; Carnivora; Canidae
Gene: COQ2
Product: coenzyme Q2, polyprenyltransferase
Exons: 7
Coding region: 19-1125 (368 amino acids)
Biological process (GO): ubiquinone biosynthetic process
Cellular component (GO): mitochondrial inner membrane
Source: RefSeq, a predicted model, not a curated record